ACUGGAUCAAAUUAAUUUCUGGCAGAGGUAUUUUUUCAAGUUGUAACCGGGAAACCGAGUGACGUUGUUGCAGUGAUGGUGGAGAGCAAAUCUUGGAGGGAAAGAACGACGCUAAAGAGCAUUUUUAGAUCGCUAGCUACGAUGAAUUGGCGCUAUCACAUAUCAACACUAGCAAUAAUAUCACAAGCCAUCAUGGCCAGCUUACUCUUCAACUUGGUCAUGUUUCAACAGACUAUCUCCUCAAAAAGCUUAAUUAACCACGAGAUUUUCACAGCCGUUCAACAGAUGCUACAAAAGGCUACUCCUGAGCUGAUCUAUAGGAUAUUUUAUGCUCUUUACCACGGUGUCGAAUCACGACUUCUCGAAGCUAUCUACCCUGCACUUAAGUCCCAGCAAGAUUUACUGCGAUACAGGCACGAAUAGUAUUUACAAUCGCUGCCAACUACAAUGUUUUUGUCAAGAUGUCUGUUUGUUUGGUAGAGAUUUGGAUAAUACCAAAAUUUCAACCAUA
Molecule: messenger RNA, 511 nt
Organism: Sclerotinia trifoliorum
Lineage: Eukaryota; Fungi; Ascomycota; Leotiomycetes; Helotiales; Sclerotiniaceae
Source: the annotation of a GenBank genome assembly